Messenger RNA from Nerophis lumbriciformis (worm pipefish), 1682 nucleotides. RefSeq lists its product as uncharacterized. Gene Ontology annotation, molecular function: DNA-binding transcription factor activity, RNA polymerase II-specific; RNA polymerase II cis-regulatory region sequence-specific DNA binding. NCBI's taxonomy places the organism in Eukaryota, Metazoa, Chordata, Actinopteri, Syngnathiformes, Syngnathidae. Gene Ontology annotation, cellular component: beta-catenin-TCF complex; chromatin. Gene Ontology annotation, biological process: regulation of transcription by RNA polymerase II; canonical Wnt signaling pathway. The record is from RefSeq and is a predicted model, not a curated record.
UUUAAUAAAUCGGAAACUGUUGCCCAAAAAACUGCAUCGGAGCGCACAAAUUGGGAAGAAUUGUGUCUCAAUGCGCCGCCGUGGACACGUCCGACCGAAUUUUAAACAACUUUAGCGGUCUAGCGGGAGUGUACCGGGAGCCGGUGGACCGCCAAAGUCUGGAAGCUAAUCGUUGCUAACAGGUGUGCAGAAUCAAACGUGGCGGCGCCAUGGAGAAGCUCAGAGAAGAGUUUGAGCAGAUUGUCGGCGAGCUGGAGUGGCAGGAUGUCGCCGACACCCUCCAGGAGUUGUGCUCCAACAUCCUGUGCGACACCGCCAACCCGCCUCAUCCUCUCCCUCCUCAUCCUCUUCCCAACCACCACAUACCGCCGCCACCUCCGUCGGCCGCUUAUUCCGGGAUGGCGUUCGACGCCCACGGCGACAUCAGAGGCUUCGCCGGGCGCUUCCCGCUGCGUCCGCCUUACCUCCCCCACAGCCAAAUAGUGUCCAUUUCCAGCAUGGGCUACGGGCCGCAGUUCAAUCCGUACCUCAUGCACCCUUUCCACCUCGGCCGCCAGGCGGGGGCUCCUUUCCGUCAGCAGUACGUGCCGUGUCAGAUGCCCCCGCAGGUCAUCCACAGUCAGCCCGCUUACUCUUUCCCGCCCGCUCCUCCACAGGCGAAAAAAAAUCUGCCCGUGGUUCCACUGCCUGAAGGCGCCACCUUGCGUGCUGUUGGCAUGCUGAAUGGAGAGGUGUUGUACGCAGCGGUGGAGGCUUCUCAGGGUGCCGCUGCUGCUGCUGCUCCUCCGCCGCCAUCCACGUCCACCCCCUCUCCCAGCGGGAAGGCGAGCCUCCCCUGUUUCAGCCGUAAGAGGAAGUGCAAGCAGCGGCACCGGCGAGCUUGCAACAAAAAGCCUCCGAGCGCCUUCAUGUGUUUCUUGAGGGAGAAGCGCCCGGCGCUGAAGGCCCAGAUUGAGCAGAAGGACGCCGUGGGCGUCAACAAGCUGCUGGGACAGCUGUGGGCGUCAUUGACCAAGGAGCAGAAGGCCAAAUACUACGAGCAGGCCUAUGCGGAAAAGAAGCUCCUGGAGCAGAUGUCCUCCGACGGCUCCAGCAGCAAUGAUGAAGGCGCCAACAAGAGGGGGCGGAACACCAACACAGCCUCCGCUAGCCGCGCAGCAGGUCGCCAAGAGGCCUGGGACACCCAGGAUGGCCACUCCUCCACCGAUUCCUGCACCUCUUCCUCCUCCUCAAUCUCCUCGUGGCUGGAGAACGUCAUCACCGCCGAGGCGCACGACUCCCCGGCCGCCAAGGGCCCCGACUCAGGUGAGGAGUCCGACAUUGAAGGAAUGGACGCCAAGCUGCUGCACUUGCUCGGCUGCUGCUAGCCCCGCCCACAGCCUGCAAAACACAUUCACAGUGUUUCUAUUUAUAAGUGUAAAUAAUGUAUAGUUAAUGAUAAAAAUUAUUUUAAUAUACACACCUUUUCGUUACAAUUCAAUGAUUUCAUUGUUGUGAUGCUGAGGGCAUAACUUGGCACUGCUACUGUAGUCCUGGAAACAUUUAAUGCAUCCAUAAACUGAGACUACCCAGUGGUACUUCAACCUCCGAGUAUCUUAACAUACGAGCUGAGUCUCGGCUUUUUUAUGACUGACUUGCAAACAAGGUUUAAGUUACGAGCCUCCACGCCGCUAGGGGGCGUA